AUGGAAAUUUGGUCACUGGCCGCGGUGGGGAAACAUUACAUCAUUCAACGAAUCCCUAGGGAUUUGCAAAUAGGACUUGAGUCGUCUAGGAUAGGGACUAUCUGUAUCUGUAUCUACUACAUAUCUGACUUGGGUGCUCAUCACAGUAGGGAGGGCUUCUGGCGCCGUAGAGGACUGUGCAGACCCGUAGGAGCAAAGAAACUUUUGGGUGCGUUGUUGGAAAGAUCCGAGGUUAGCCGACUCCGUUCAAUCGAGAGUCCAUUCCCCUUCGGAAUCCUGGCGGACAAGUUCAACGAUGAUGAUGGUCGGAUCUCUCUCAUCUAUAUCCAGCAUCGCGGUAUCGCAGCAUCGCAGCAUCGCAGCAUCGCAGCAGAUCUCGCCGAAACUUUCCUGCGUUUCUGGCGCGGAGGCUCGGAUUUGUCCACUGUGAUACCGAUCUUCUCGGAUCUGGAUUGUGCAAAGGGGACAGGGGAAGGGGAGGGCUGCAUCACGGACCCUGGAGGCUUGCGUGGAAAAAGUCAAUCUACCUACGGUAUGCACGUAUUGUUUCCACGGCUAAUCGUACUUACUCUUCAAACUUUGCAAGACGCAAACGCAAGAACAAUACACCUUUACAGCCCUACCUAUAAUCAACCAAACCCUGAUCCUACCGAGGAGCCCGGCUUCCGAACAAUCCAAAAAUUGUCUAUACAAUCCCGCGAGCGCCUUCGUCCGGUUCAAGACCUAGCCGGACCCGCUACAGCUGGUGCACGUCCUUGUCUUGGGUGCCUUCUUAGGCUUCGAGAUUUGGGCGAACUAGCCCCAGCCGCCCCAUGUGCCAGCCAGCGUUGGAUUGACUCGGGGGCAGCGGCUCACCCUUUUCAUAGCUGGGCCUUCGGAGUCGCUCGUCUAUCAUCCGGAUGA
This is a messenger RNA of Drepanopeziza brunnea f. sp. 'multigermtubi' MB_m1, 903 nucleotides long. The record is from RefSeq and is a predicted model, not a curated record. Lineage: Eukaryota; Fungi; Ascomycota; Leotiomycetes; Helotiales; Drepanopezizaceae.